CUGAAAGUAACACUUCCUAAAGAACCCUGCCACAGUCAGAGGAUGCAUACAGAAGAAGAACAAAGACCUUGAUCACAUGAAUGGCUCCGAAAAUGGACAUGGCUUUUGUUAAAAAGCAUCUGUUUUAUACUUUGGAGGAGCUGGUUGAUGAAAAUCUCAGGACUUUUCAGUUUUUUCUUUACAGUAAUGAAGUUGAAGGAUUCAGGCGCAUUCCAAAGUCUCGGGCUCAUGGUCUGGACAGGGUGGGUACUGUGGAUUUGACGGUGCAGACUUAUGGCUACGAAGGUGCUGUUACUGUUUCUGUGGGAAUACUAAGGCAGAUGGGCUUUAAUCAGCUGGCUGAUGAAUUAGAUGAAAAGUGUAAAGAAGUUACAAGCAGUCAAGCAGGCAAAGCAGAAACUGACCUGCAUAAAAUCAGAGAGCGACUUCAAUCCACAUUGAAGGAGAAGUACCAAAACAUUUAUGAAGGGAAUGCAGAUGAAGGGGACACUAUAUACCUAAAAAAAAUCUACACAGAGCUGCACGUGAUUGAAGGAGCCUGGGGAGGCUUCAGUGAAGAACAUGAAGUUGUACAAAAGAGGACCAAGCAUGUGGGAACAGAAGAAACCCCAAUUAAAGCGAGUGAUAUCUUCAAACCCAAGCCCAAUCAAGAGAAGCGAAUCAGAACGGUGCUUACACAGGGUGUACCUGGAAUGGGAAAAACUGUCUGUGUACAGAAGUUUACUCUAAGUUGGGCAGAAGGAGAAGAAAACCAGCACAUCACUUUCCUCUUUCCACUUCCUUUCCGAGAACUGAAUCCCAUCAAAGACGAAAAAGCCUACACUCUGAUACAACUCCUUCACCAGUUCUUCCCAGAGAUAAAAACUCUUGAGAAGCUGGAAACAGAACACAAAGUUCUCUUCAUCUUUGAUGGACUUGACGAGACUCUACUCCCUUUGGACUUUAAGCAUAACAAAGUCUUGAGAGACCAGACGGAGCCAGCAUCACUCGAUGUGCUGAUUACAAACCUCAUCACAGGAAAUCUGCUUGGCAACGCAUUUAUCUGGAUCACCUCCAGGCCCCCUGCAGUCAAGAAGAUUACUAGAAAAUACAUUGACCAGUGGACAGAAGUGAAGGGUUUUGCAAAUGGCCAGUGGGAGGAGUACUUUGAGAAGCGUUUUAGCAAUAAUAACCUCUCUACCAGGAUUAUCAAUCAUGUGAAGUCAUCAAGAAGCCUUUACAUCAUGUGCCAAAUACCAGUUUUCUGUUCAAUCACUGCCACUGUAUUGAAGAAAAUGCUACGAGACAAUGUGACUGGAAGCAUGCCGAACACCCUGACUGAGAUGUAUGUGCAUCUCCUUCUUUCUCAGACAGACAAAAUGGUUGAGGGACAUUACCCCUUAAAAAGCAAAAAUUUUGUUCUGAAGCUUGCAGAGCUAGCAUUUCGUCAGCAGGAAAAAGGCAAACAGAUUUUCUACGAGGCUGACCUGAAAGAGUGUGGCAUGGAUGAAGAUGAGGCGACCACCUACUCAGGAGUUUGCACAGAGGUCUUCAUAAUGGAAGGAAAGGGGAGACGAAAAGUGUUUAGCUUCGUACAUUUGACCAUCCAGGAGUUUCUGGCAGCUCUGUUUGCCCACCACUCAUACAUGGUCAAAAAAGACAACGUUUUUCUGGGUAAGAUGAGAAGGAUGUCCACAAAAUUGGCUCCAAAGUCCACAUUCGAUUUCCACAAGACCGCAAUUGAAAAAGCCUUGGACAGCCCAGACGGCCACUGGGAUCUCUUCCUUCGCUUCCUUCUGGGACUGUCACUGAAGUCGAACCAGGAGCUCCUCUGUAGAGUACUGAACAAAGAUGCAGAAGGAGAGGAGGAUGUGGUGAGAACCAUCCAAUUUAUAAAGGAGAAGAUCAAUGAAGAACCUGAAUCCAAGCUCAACUUGUUUCACUGUCUCAGUGAGCUCAGAGAAGAAUCUCUUGUGCAGGAGAUUCAGAGCCUUCUAAGCUCUGGAAGACUUCCAACUAAAAAGCUGUCUCCAGUCCAGUGGUCUGCUCUUACUUUUGAGCUGAUGACAUCAGAGGCAGUCGAGGAGGGGUUUGACCUGAAGAAGUAUAUCAGAUCAGAGGAGGGAGUAGUGAAGCUGCUGAAUGUUAUCACCUCCUCCUCGUGUGCUCUGCUAAAUCGCUGUAAUCUCACUGAAAACUGCUGUGAAUUGCUGGUCUCCGCACUGAGCUCGCCGUCCUCUCAUCUAACAGCUUUGGACCUGAGUGAAAACAAUCUGAAGAAUUCAGGAGUGAAGCUUCUUGCUGCUGGCUUAUGUAACCCACACUGCAAACUGAAGAGUCUAAGAUUACAUAAAUGUAACCUAAAUGGAGGCUGUGGUGAGGCACUGGCUGUAGCUGUCAGCACAGAUUCAACACGGCUAACAAACCUGGACCUGAGUGCUAAUGACUUCCAGGAAGCAGGACUGAAGGCUCUGAGUGUGGGACUGGGUAGCCUCCACUGCAAAGUGGAAACGUUGAGGUUGGAUCAAUGCAAGCUAGGUGAGAACUGUUGUGCAGAUUUGGCUUCAGUCUUAAAGUCUGGCUCAAGUAAACUGAAGAUUGUUGACCUGAGUAACAACAACUUGAAGGAUUCUGGUGUAUCGCUGCUUUCAGCUGGACUGAAGAGUCCACUCUGUAAACUGGAAUCACUCAAACUCAGCUGGUGUGGUGUGACAGAGAAAUCCUGCCUUGCCAUUGGCUCUGCUCUCACCUCUGAAUCUGAAUCUCCUAAACUCAAAAAACUGGACCUGAGUGGAAACAACCUGCAAGGUCCAGGCUUUGAACAGCUUUGCUCUGGACUCAAAAGUCAGCACUGUCAGCUGGAGACAUUAAGACUAAAUGAAUGCAAUCUCCAGAAAUGCUGUGCUGAUUUUGCCUCAGUCCUGAGCUCUGAAAGCUCACACCUAAAGGAGCUUGAUCUGAGUGGGAAUGACCUACAGGACUUGGAACUGGAGCUGCUUUCUGCUGGAUUGGCAAAUUUAAACUGUAAACUGGAGAGAUUAAGGCUGUCAUUUUGUGGAGUCACUAAGCAGGGCUGCAUUCACUUGGCUUCAGCAUUGAGCUCCAACCCUUCCUACUUGAAGCUGUUGGAUCUGAGCUACAACUACCUGCAAGAUGCUGGAGAGAACCUGAUCUCUGCUCAUUUGGACAGUCCUCUCUGUAAACUAGAACAGCUCAGUGUAGAACAUAAUGCAGAGUGCAACUUGAGAUCAAGGCUGAAAAACCAUGCAUGUUCGCUGUCAUUCGAUGCAAACACAGCUGCCACGUCGCUUUUUCUGCACGACGGGGGGAAGCAGGUGACGUGGGUCAGAGAGACACAGCAGUACCCCAACCAUCCCGAGAGGUUUGAAAGUGUCUCCCAGGUGCUCUGCUGCCAAGCCCUCACCCAGCGCCACUACUGGGAGGUGGAAUGGCAAGGGCGCUGGGUGGACAUCGGUGUCGCUAUGAGGGGAAUAUCUCGCAGGGCCGGUUCUCAUGUCUGUGGGUUUGGCUACACUGACCAGUCCUGGAGUCUGUAUUGCUCUGGGGAUCGCUACAUGGCUCAGCACAAUAACCAGAGUAAGGAUAUCACUGCAACUUCACCUUGCUUCCACAAGGUUAGAGUCUAUCUGGACUGGCCAGGUGGCACCCUAUCCUUCUUUAGUGUGUCCCCCUGGAGCCUCACACACCUUUAUACAUUCUAUAACAACUUCACAGAGCCUCUGUACCCUGGCUUUGGGAUGGAAGAGAAUGACUGCUCAGUUAUUAUUUGUACUGUGGCCCCUUCUGAUUCAAAUCAUUUAGAAAUACUUGCUGAUUUCUGAGGAAAACUUAACAUGGAUAAUAAAUGUAGAUAAAGCAACAUAAGAACCUGUAAAGUAGCCCCUUUGCUUUAUUUUGCACGUUCCCUGCCAACUUCAAGUCUUUUAAUACCUUGAAAAUUUCCAUGGAAAAGGCCUUCCCAUAAAUGCAGAGCAAUGUUGGCUGCUUUUCCUUCACUGUCCAGUCUAACAAUGCAAUGUUCAGGCCUUCUUGUCUGUUUCUUAGUAAAAUACAUUAUACGCUUUAUGUCAUUAUUCCAGUAAAAAGUAUGGGCACAGACAUCUCCACUAAUAAGGUAGCUUACAUAACAAAAUUCCUAAAAUACAUUUAAAAAAUUAAAUAAACUGUAUGGCUCAUUUUCUUUUUUUAAUUUAAGAGUCUUAAAUGAUGUGAAAUUAGAUUAAGUAUAUGUAUCUUGACAGGUUUAAAGUUAUCUCUCUGAAAAUGUAAGAUGGUAAAGCUUCUGUGGUUUUUAUCUGAUACUUCAUGAUUGUUUCUGAAAACUACUUUGGUUUAAAUAAAUCUUGCUUAUGUUCCAAAUGGUGUGGAGAAAUUAAAUAUCAAUUAGAGUCCCUUAUUAUAAUAUCUUAUAUAUCUUAUCUUAUUAUAACAUAUGGAAAAAAUAAAACAUUAUAAAUAAAUAAACAAAUAACAAAUAAUAACAAAUAAAACAUGAUUUAGAUGUUAAACCUGGUUAUUUAUAUUUUGGCAGUUUUAAAACAGUAUAGCUAAUUUUACUGUAUUUUACUGUAUACAAUAAAUAUCAAAGUUAAAAAGUAUAAGUGUCCAGAGAUAACUGUAAUUUCUGUAUUUUUUUUAUUAUACAUUGUUUUACUGUAUUUAUUAGAGCUGCUGGAAUAUGAGUCUUUUUAGUAUAAAAAGCAUCUUUAACAGCAGUGACUUGAAGUGAUUGUUUUCUAUAUAAUGUUAUGAGUCUCAUAUCACUGUGGAGGAAUUUUUGCCCACUUUUCUUCACAGUUGUGUCAGUUCAUUGAGAUAUGUGGUCAUUCACUCAAGCACAAUUCUCAAGAAUUUAUAAUAGCAUGGUAAGUCUGGAGCCAGAUGCAUUGUGGUGAGAAUUUUGGAAAUAAAGACAUU
Messenger RNA from Melanotaenia boesemani (Boeseman's rainbowfish), 4917 nucleotides. Its product is annotated as NACHT, LRR and PYD domains-containing protein 12-like. Gene Ontology annotation, molecular function: protein binding. Bases 81 to 3821 code for a protein of 1246 amino acids. The record is from RefSeq and is a predicted model, not a curated record. NCBI's taxonomy places the organism in Eukaryota, Metazoa, Chordata, Actinopteri, Atheriniformes, Melanotaeniidae. The transcript is spliced from 11 exons.